AUGGGCGAGCACAACCUCCUUAAUCCCGGCUUUGUGGGACCUCUGGUGAACAUCCACACGGGAGACACCUUCUACUUCCCCAAUUUCCGAGCCUCCGGAGGGCAGCUGCCCGGGCUGCCGUCCCUCUCCUACCCCCGCCGGGACAACGUCUGCUCCCUGCCCUGGGCAUCCUCGGAGCCCUGCAACGGGUACCCGCAGCCCUACCUGAGCAGCCCCGUCUCCAUUAACCCUUCCUUCGGCAGAGCCUGCGACCUCGCCCGGGUGGAGGAAAGCAAAUGCUACUACCGGGAAACCUGCUCCGACACGGCCGGGCUCAAGCGGGAGGAGAGGGGCAGGGACAGUGCCUUGCUGCCCCUCGAAGCCGGCCUCCCCAAUGGCAUGGGGGGCAAUUUCAGCAAAUAUGACUAUCCGGCCGCCGAGGCAGUGCCCCACGACCCUCCGUCGUGCCAGUCCUUGGAGUCAGACUCCAGCUCGUCCUUGCUCAAUGAAGGAAAUAAAGGCACGGCCGGCGAAGCGGGGGGCUUGGUGUCCCCCCUGAACCAAGGCAGCACUUUAGGCACCGGUGGUGCUCCUUGGUACCCGAUGCACACACGGUCCCGGAAAAAGCGAAAACCCUAUUCCAAGCUGCAGCUAGCAGAGCUGGAGGGGGAGUUUAUGGUCAAUGAAUUCAUUACUCGCCAAAGAAGGAGGGAGCUCUCAGACCGAUUAAACCUGAGCGACCAGCAGGUGAAGAUUUGGUUCCAGAACCGGCGCAUGAAAAAGAAAAGACUCCUCCUGAGAGAGCAAGCCCUUUCUUUCUUUUAAAGUUUUAAAAGCGUCCGUGUUGGGUUAAAAAAAAAAAAAAAAAAAAAAAAAAAAUUACAUAGACUUUCUAGCGUUCACCCGAGCUCCCGGGACUUUACCUGACUUCACCCCCACACACACCCCUCCCCGCCCAGAAAUAAAUGA
Oxyura jamaicensis (ruddy duck) is the source of this 948-nucleotide messenger RNA. RefSeq names its product homeobox C12 (gene HOXC12). Gene Ontology annotation, molecular function: sequence-specific double-stranded DNA binding; DNA-binding transcription factor activity, RNA polymerase II-specific. The transcript is spliced from 2 exons. Lineage: Eukaryota; Metazoa; Chordata; Aves; Anseriformes; Anatidae. The record is from RefSeq and is a predicted model, not a curated record. Gene Ontology annotation, biological process: regulation of DNA-templated transcription. The coding region runs from base 1 to 804 and encodes 267 amino acids.